AUGGUGAUUAUGGGAGACUUUAAUGCUGUGAAAGGAGCCCAUGAGAGAGUAAGCAAUCGAAUGCCUGACCAGAUUUCCUGCCGGGAUUUUUGCUCCUUUAUUGAUGAGACUGGUUUCAUCGAAUCCUCCAUUGUUGGCUUGCGGUUUACUUGGUCCGGUCGCCGUUUCAUGCCGAGUCACGUGGAAUCUCUCCUUGAUCGUGCUCUUUAUUCGGACUCCUUCUCAGAUUUUUGGUUCUUGAUUUAUACGCAAAACCUGGCUAGGGUUACGUCAGACCAUUCUCUGAUUGUUUUGCAGUGCUGUUUGCCGCCGCGUGUGAACCGUCGGUUUUUCAGAUUUUUGAAUAUGUGGGCGUCUCAUCCCAAUUUUUUGAACAUGGUGGAAACUUCUUGGUCUCAGGAUAUGCAGGUCUUGUGCCCUAUUUAUCUGGUUAUGGCGAAGCUCAAACGUUUGAAGCGAGAUUUGCAAAGCUGGAACAGGAAUACGUUUGUGAUGGUUGAUGAUCUCGUGACUGCCGCCCAGAGGGAGCUAACUGAUAUUCAGUUAAAUAUUUCUUCUCAGGGAUACUCUGAUGAGCUAUUUGAUAAGGAGGUUCAAGCCCAGGCUCGAAUUAAUGUCGCUCUUUCUCAGAAGAGCUGUUUAUUGCAGCAGAAAAGUCGUGUUUCCUGGCUGAACGAUGGUGACAGAAACACGGCUUUUUUUCAUGCUUCGCUGCGCUACAAGAAAAAGCCUAGCAGAGUUCAGUCUUUGGAGAUUGAUGGAAACAUGGUUUCUGAUCAGGAUUGCAUUGGGGAUCAUAUUGUGGAGUAUUUCACGAAGCUUUUUACGGAUGAUUCUAAUUCUGAGGUUGACAUUACUGCUAUUGAGGCGGUCAUUGAACCUGUGAUUUCGGAUGAACACAAUGCCUUUCUUUCGGCGGUCCCCACUGAUGAGGAGAUCUCAGCGGCUGUCUUCGGCAUGGAUUCCAAUAGCUCCCCAGGUCCAGAUGGUUUCUCCGGAAAAUUCUUUCAGACUUGCUGGGAUAUUGUCAAGAAUGACAUUUGGAAGGCUGUUCGCACCUUCUUUCUUGGCUCUUAUCUUCCUACGGGUUGUAAUUCAAGUACGAUGGUUCUUAUUCCUAAGAAGAAAGUUGUCAUUUCGGUUUCUGACUUGCGUCCUAUCAUCCUCUCCAACUUUUUUUUCAAAAUUAUCUCUAAGGUGUUGGCGGCGAGGCUUAGUUUUGUUGCGUCAAUUUACGUCUCUCAGAAUCAGUUUGGUUUUAUUCAUGGAAGAUCUAUUCAUGACUGUAUUCUGCUGGGUUCGGAAGGUUACAAUUGUUUGCGGCGGACGGGGCGCGGUCAAAAUAUGGCUUGUAAGAUCGACAUCAGGAAAGCUUUCGACACCCUUCGUUGGGAUUUUUUACUGAAGGUUCUUAGAACCUAUGGGUUUGAUGAGAGAUUUAUUACUUGGAUUGACAUUAUUCUUCGUUCGGCUAGGUUGUCGAUUCUUUAUAAUGGUCAACUUCAUGGUUAUUUCGGUUGUACGAGAGGUGUUCGACAAGGAGAUCCUCUCUCCCCUAUUUUGUUCGGCAUUGCUGAAGACGUUCUAAGCUCUUUAUUUAGCAACUGCGUGGAUUCUGGCCAUCUUACUCCUAUGACGAUGACUCGAAAUCUUCAGUUUCCCACUCAUCUUUUUUAUGCUGAUGACAUUCUGGUGUUCUGUAAGGCUUCGGUUAGAAAUGCCAAGACGCUUAAAAAAAUUCUGGAGUACUAUAGUUGGAUGUCUGGACAGGAUUGCAGCAUUGAGAAAUCGUUUAUCUAUUUCUCUUCAAAGACUUAUGCUGUCACAAAGCGCGCGGUUUUGCGAGAUUUGGGUUUUGUUUGUGGCCGUGCUCCCUUCACUUAUCUUGGGGUGCCUAUCUUUCAUGGUCGUGGCAGAGCCUCCUACUUUCGGCCUAUACAUGAUCGGAUUAUUGCAAAAUUUUCUAGAUGGAGAGGACGUCUAUUGUCUAUGGCUGGGCGUAUCUGUUUAGUUAAAUCGGUUAUUCAGAGCUCCGUGACUCACUCUAUGAUGGUUUAUAAAUGGCCGCGGUCCUUGAUUUCUGAUCUUGACAUGAAGUGUCGUAAUUUCAUCUGGACUGGAGAUAUCAAUAUGUCUCCUUCUUGCUCGGUUAGUUGGAGCCGUGUCUGUGCUCUCAAAGAAGAAGGGGGUUUGGGUGUUCGUUCAUUUUCUCUUAUGAAUAAAUGUUUCUUGAUGAAGAUGGCUUGGAAGGUCAUUUGUGGUAAAAGCUUUGGUUUUCAAAUGCUGAAAGAUCGUUAUUUAAACCUUUAUGGCAGUGUUCGGGGUAAUUCUGUCUCUUCUUCGGUUUGGCUGGGCCUUAGAGAGGAGGUUAGUGAGCUGAUUGAUAAUUCGUACUGCUACGUUGGUGAUGGGACCACCACGAAUUUCUGGUGUGAUGAUUGGCUGGGAUACAAAAUCAAAGAUAAAUGUCGCAUACCUCAUUUUGUGACGGAGAUUCUUGGUCAAUCUGUGGCUGAUUAUUUUUAUGAUGGCAUAUGGCACUUUACACAGGAUUUUGUUAAUCUUUAUCCGGAGAUUGUGAUUGAUAUUUUGCUUCUUCCUGUUGGCGAUGAUAACGAUACCCGGUUUUGGAAACCUUCUCUACAUGGCGCGGUGACUGCAGCUCUUGCUUUCUCAAAUAACUGCCACAGGUUUCCUAGGGUUAGUUGGGGAUCUUGGAUUUGGAGGCCCUACAUUCCUGUGCGUCGCUCGCUUAUCUGCUGGAGAGUGCUUCAUAGUCGACUUCCUACUUAUGAUCGCCUGAUCCGUCAUGGUAUGAUUACUCCCAAUUUUUGUACCUUCUGUUUUGCUGCUAAUGAAACCAUGGACCAUAUCUUGUGGUCGUGUAUUCAUGUUCAGCCAAUCUGGCUGGAAUUUCUCAGUUGGUUUCAAUUUCCAGAUGCUAUGGUUAUCUCUGACAUUCACAGCUUUUUAGUCCGUGCUUGGAAUCAUAAGUUGAGUUCUCAGUUGGAUUGUUACUGGAGAGCGGGGAUUAUCGGUGUUUUAUGGGCUAUUUGGUCUCAUCGGAACUCUUGCAUUUUUUACAAUGCGAGUUUUGAUCACAGACAGAUCAUUAGGAUUAUAAAGGUUUCUUUCAAAGAAAUCGAGAAUACCUUUAAACUUGGGCAUAUGGAUAAUUCUUGGAAAGAAUACACUAUUCUUCGUGCGAUUGGGGUAGCGUCGCGCGCUGCUCCUCCGAUGGAUUUUUUAUCAGUUCUUUGGUGGCCCCCAGUCUCCCCCUGGAUCAAAGUUAAUACGGAUGGUUCUGCAAUGGGAUCUCCUGGAAAUAUUGCUGCUGGUGCCAAACUCCUCGCCGUCAUCAAAGCUAUCUUCAUCGCUCAUGAUCGGGGUUGGCAUCACUUAUGGGUCGAGUCGGACUCCACGUAUAUUGUCCAUCUACUUUCGGAGAGAUCUACGGCGGUUCCUUGGCGGUUUGCGGCCUCAUGGAACAAAAUUCUGAGCAUUCUUCCUGAGUUCUAUCUUCAAGUUACUCACAUUUAUAGAGAAGGAAAUAAACCCGCUGACAUUAUGGCUAACUAUGCAAGAGACGAAGGGUGGUGGCCGUAUGCCAUUGACGAUAUUAAGACAGCUAACUACGUCCUGGCUGCUCUGGACUUUUUCAGAACUGAAUCGGGAGCUCAGUUCGGCGUCUUCUGGUGGGGUUCUCGGCUGCUUUGGUGCGAAUGCUGUGGGAGUUCUCACAUUCUCCUCAGGUGCGAAACAGAUCGGGCGAUGGGUGUGCUGAGAAUUGGCAUUGGAGGUGCUCGUUUGAUGCUUUUGUCGGCUUUAGUUGCUGCUUGGGAUAUGUCUAAUGUCAGGUUUUUUGUCGAACAUAUGGUUCGUGGUGUUGCUGGAUCUUUUCGGCAACUUGGUGCUGCGGCGCUCCACAGGCUGUUCUUGACUCCGGCGAUGGCGUCUUACCAGCCGGGAGUUGCUUUUGGAAUCGCUUGA
Messenger RNA from Salvia miltiorrhiza (redroot sage), 3990 nucleotides. RefSeq lists its product as uncharacterized. The record is from RefSeq and is a predicted model, not a curated record. Lineage: Eukaryota; Viridiplantae; Streptophyta; Magnoliopsida; Lamiales; Lamiaceae. Gene Ontology annotation, molecular function: RNA-DNA hybrid ribonuclease activity; nucleic acid binding. The transcript is spliced from 4 exons. Bases 1 to 3990 code for a protein of 1329 amino acids.